This is a messenger RNA of Symsagittifera roscoffensis, 2334 nucleotides long. Its product is annotated as cadherin EGF LAG seven-pass G-type receptor 2-like. Gene Ontology annotation, biological process: homophilic cell-cell adhesion. The transcript is spliced from 15 exons. The coding region runs from base 119 to 2128 and encodes 669 amino acids. Lineage: Eukaryota; Metazoa; Xenacoelomorpha; Acoela; Convolutidae. Gene Ontology annotation, cellular component: plasma membrane. The record is from RefSeq and is a predicted model, not a curated record. Gene Ontology annotation, molecular function: calcium ion binding.
AGACGACAACAGUGUGGACGGGACUGCUCUGAAUAGUUCCAACUACACGCUGACUGUGAUUGUGUUGAACAAGGAGGAAGUGCCAUGGUUUAAUGAGGAUGGAAAUCUGGCACUCGGGAUGGCUGUUGAGACCACAAUUGAUUAUCCGGAACGAGUUACUUACCCUGACUCAGUAUUCGUGUUCAGUGAAUCAAAGGCUCCAGGUGUGUUUUCUGGUAUCACGUCCAGUCCGGACUCGACACUCCUUCCGGCUACAGACACAGACGGAGUCUACAUAGCAGAUUUGGACGACUGGACGGCGGCCAGAGGUUACUAUGACCCAGACUGCAGUCCAUACAACAACUGCACCGGAGUCACUUUCCAGAUUCUGAACUCAACUGGUGGUCUGCUGGAGUCACACUUCGACAUAUCCAUAGACACCGGAAACAAGUAUCAUUUGUUCUUGGUGAGCUCGAUCAACUACGAGGUCUACUGUGAGCAGGAAUCAUUCACCUCCAGCAUCUACCCCUUCAAUCUCACGAUUGUUGCCGUGGACCCAACUGGGUUGCAGACUACGAAUGCAAUCGGACUGUACAUGAGGUUGACAGACGACAACGAGUACGACCCGGUAAUGGACCCCACUCAUGAAUUUUCGGUGGCUGAGAACGCCCCCUUCGGAACGAACGUGGGAACUACAAUUGUGUGUCAGAGCGAGAUCGAAUGCUACCCAGACACUAUCACCACAUUUGCCAUACUGACCACUUUGCCGAGUGCCAAUGACGGUGGCUACUACUUCGAGUUUGUCACCACUAAUGUCGGACAGUUGACAGUUGCUCGUCCUCCUGACUACGAACUAAUCCAGCAGGUGAUCUUCGAGGUGCGUUGUCGGGACUUAAACGACGGCGAGGGCGAUAGAAGGAGUUCGACGACGACAGUGACAGUGAACAUAGUGGACCAGAAUGACAAUGAGCCCCAGAUGGUGCAGACGUUCUUCAGUGUGGCUACACGAUAUGACGCAGAGUACAGGACGUUCCUAGCUAGACUUCAAGCCACAGAUGCCGACUCCGGACUGAAUGCGUUGCCUAUCUUUGCCCCGGCCUCCCCCUCGGAUGAGUUCGGAGUGGACUCUGACACUGGAGAUGUGUUCACGAAGGAGUUCUCCCUCAUCCCCUACCACUCUUACAUAUUCUAUGCUGCAGUGUUUGACACUGGCGAACCAGGACAGCCACGCAACAUCGGAAACGAUGUGGCGACUAUCCGCGUGGACACUUUCGACCCAGCACAAGUACUCGUUGACCUCUAUUUGGGCAUAGAGUGGACUUCCUAUGACCCCACUGUGUUUGUAGCUGCCCUGAACGACCUAAUGGCCCCGUACGUCUUCUUCAUACAACAGAACACUGGAGGCGUCACAAAGGAAAACACUGUGACUAAUGGGGUAAGAGUGACAGUGUAUGCGAUUGAGAACAACAGCACGAUGUCUGAGGCGAACUUGGCGGAGGAGAAGAGAUUCGUGGCCAAGGAGACUCUCCUGCGGGACAUGAGGGAGUACGCAGAUGGCACUCCCUCCGAACUGUUCCAGUCUCCCGAAAUAGUGGACUUCAGAGUAGUAUAUGUCGAAGCUUCCCCCAUUUCAACUGACUUCGACGUCGAGGAGGGAGAUGAGGAGAGGUGGAUGCUGGACACGCCAGAGGGCAACCUGGCACUGGUUGCCCUCUGUCUUUUCAUCCUCAUAGCUGUUGUCCUCAUCCUCAUUGGACUGUUCCUGCUCCUGCAGAAGGCAGAGUGUGUUGGCUUCGACAGAAGUGUGAGGGAAGAGGUGUAUGAUGCACCAAAAAUGACUGACAACAAGCUGUUGGUGGGUCGUCUGAACAAGUCCUCUGUAACGGCAAUGGCCAGAGAGAAGAAGCAGGUUGUGGCCUCAACUACCCCUGCACCCAAAGCCACAGCCACAGUUGCUCCAGAAAAGAAUAAGCUGGUUCCGGUUGUGCCUGCGGCUCCACUGCCUCCCGCUCAGCUUCCGCCCCAGAUCACCCAACCCGCUGCUCCUCCCCCUGACAGAGCUGUCACACCAGAUGGAGGAAGGAAGAUUUGGGAGAUCCGGAGAUCCAGAGAGAAUGGGGCAGCCUCGCCUCUGGCUGGGAUCAAUUAGAGUCACGAAGAUAUACAUCUGGACGCUAGCUUCCAUUCUAUUCUGAGAAGUCAUGAAACAAGAAGGAGCACAAAGUAGAAAAAAUCUAUUCUAGUUUAGUUAGUCAAUGAAAAAGUUUUUACCAUAUAAACAUGUAUAUACAAUUAAUUGACAUGAGAAUUGUUUGUUUUCUAUCAUUGUAAAUAAAAAUCUAUUUUAUCGCAUUA